AUGUCCGAGUGGCUGGCCGUCGAGGCGAUCGUCUGCCAGCGGGAGCGUGAGGCCAACAUCGCUCGAACGGCUCGUUUCACUUGCCAUCGCCGUCUCAUGCUCAGCCCUGCUACCACCACCCAAGCGGCCAUGGCAACGAAGCCUGGCAACGGCUUCACCAGCGGCCAUUGCUGCGCCACGUCUGCCCCGGGUUCGACAUCCACGUCUGUCUCCGCCUCGUCGUCAUCGUCGUCCUCGGUUUCGCUGUUCACCUCAGUUUGGCCGGCCAAGUUGAAGGCGCUAAGCAUUAAGGGUUCUGCUGAUGAAGGCGUUGGCAACUGCAGUCUGCUGAAACAACACUCGGCGCCCAUGAUAGCCCGGAGCUCGAAUGCAUGGCUGCUCACCGACCGGCCGCAGCAUUUGUUCUCAUCCACGCUGGAUGAGGCCAAGGCCCCGACGGAGGUACGUGUCUGCUUCCACCACUUGCUGGUGAAUCGUAAAAUUUGGCACAGACAGCUCGACUAA
Protopolystoma xenopodis is the source of this 504-nucleotide messenger RNA. The record is from the annotation of a GenBank genome assembly. NCBI's taxonomy places the organism in Eukaryota, Metazoa, Platyhelminthes, Monogenea, Polystomatidea, Polystomatidae.